This is a messenger RNA of Spodoptera frugiperda (fall armyworm), 2893 nucleotides long. RefSeq lists its product as uncharacterized. Gene Ontology annotation, biological process: meiosis I. Bases 43 to 2880 code for a protein of 945 amino acids. Lineage: Eukaryota; Metazoa; Arthropoda; Insecta; Lepidoptera; Noctuidae. The transcript has 14 exons. The record is from RefSeq and is a predicted model, not a curated record.
UAAAGUUAAAAAUUAAUUUAAUUUCCAUAAUUAAUAUUAAACAUGUACAGUUUAGUUAAUACUAAUUUUAACAGAACUUAUAACCCAAGUGGACGACAAAAUGCUUUAUCGGAUAUCAAAAAGCUGCUUACUUCCCGGGAUACAACUGCACAAAACAAGGCUUGUGGAUAUUUGAUCGAGGUCAUUAGCCGUUAUAACAAGAAUUCAAACGAAGGUGCUCGUAUGGUGGAGUACUUACUCGACAAUGACAUAACUGUGUUCCUAUGUGAAGCUACCUCAAACCUAGAUUUUACGCUGUUUAGAUCAAUCCUAUCAUGUCUCCGGCUUCUAUGGCGUUCUCAUCAGUUCUUUGCGGACGAGCACGCUGCGCACGCAAUGACAGCCGUGUUGCGUGCCCUAGCGCACUACGCAGGGAGUGGUUCCAAGCCUCCUGUGGACGCCUGCCUGCAUUUCUUGUGUGACUUGUUGAAUGGGGUGUCUGCGAACAAGACCACUCCACCUCUUUCACACCAAAGCGCUUACAGUGCUGUACAGCUGUUAGCUUGUCUAAACGCUCUAGCUACUCAUAUCAGUACAAAUCCAAAUACGAUUUUAUCAAGCGCUUUAGUGCUUCACGCGCUGAUUUCUUACCAACCGGAGAACUUGACCAUAAACACGAAUACAGCAUCAGCUUUACUGGAAGUUUUGAAGAAAUGGUUCAGCUUGCUUAUGGGGACGUUGAACCAUUCCAUGCUGGUGGGGGACAAUGGAAUUUCUGGAAUGUUCUACGUCGUCAUUUGUCAAAUUGGUCUGGAUGUCUUUGGACUAAUAAAACUGGUCGGUCGGGAUCGGAAAGCGGACUUUGUGCAGACGAUACUGAGCGAUGAUCACGAGAUAAAUGCUCUGAGGCAAUGUGCCGGACAUUUGGGAGAGGCGGUUAGGCUUGUGGUAGCUGAGCUCAUUUCGUUUACAAAGGAACAUCAAAACCAAAUCUCUACAGAAGAAUACAACGUAUUCCUAAAGUUAUUACUCAUAUUUUUCUACGACAAUAGAAACAAUGAGUACUUGAUAGAUUUCUGUGAUUUGCUAUUUUCGAAAGGAUAUCUCAUGAUGCUGCCACAGGUGCAAAUAAAUAGAAACGAUGUGUCCGUCCGUAAAGUAAGCACACUAGUGCUAGGAGAAAUGCUAAAAGUUCUAGCUGAAAAAUAUCUUAAUGUGAACGAUGUACAGAAUAGUGACACUUGUGCUAAGGAUAUUCACAUGGGCUUAGUAGAGCUACAAUAUGGAAUAGAGAAACCUCAUCGCAUUGGUUCUCAACUGCAGAAAAACCAACCUUAUAGUUUACUCAUUUACAUCUACUUCUACUGCCAGUCUUCAGAAAACCCAGAAGAAGCAACAGCACCACUUCUACCGUACCUAGUAGAGCAUAUUCUGAAACUGCCCAAAUCGUUCAAGCCACCUGCUUACAUUAUAAAGGCACUGUGGCUCGUAUUCGCAAUGUCAACAAUAUCGAAUGGCUCACUGGAAUCUCUAGGCGAGAGAGUGUACCUGGAGAAGGCGACGGAUCGUUUAAUAGCAAUGUUAUACCCAGACCCAUCGGUUUACUACACACAUAACCCCGCGAUAUUGCUUUGGGCUUUCACCUCGCAAAGGAUUUCGCAUUGUGUUAGGUUACAUGUGCUAUCCCAAUGGUUCAAAUCCGAAGACUCAUUACCAGCAGACCUUACAACCCAGCCAAUAGUUUGGGAACUUCUCUUGAACAUUUUGAUACAAUGCAAUGACAAAACUAUAGUGGCUAACUGUAUGGAAGCUCUCCACGUGUGUUUGGAAGACGGCGACGAUGACUCUAGGCAGGACUUCGCUGGACUGAUUUGGUCUAUGCUCCCUAAUGUCUUGUCUAAAGUCUUGAUAGACACUGAAUAUCAAAUAGACACAAACAUCUGCCACUUCUUAGACCUAGCAACAACUCUACCGCCUCUAGAAAUAGACCAAAUAGUGUGUCUAAAGACUGCGGUGCUUAUAACCGCUAUAUUCUCAAAGAAUCUUCCAGAACAUUGUGAAGAAAGCACUAAGCAUCAUUAUGAAUACGUUUGUUUGAAACUUGGUCUAUAUUUGCUGAGUUUGGCUAAUAGUCAGAAUGAUAAUCGAGUUCUCUUAACUUACACAAAUCGAGUAGGAUUUCUGCAAUCAGUACUUGCUGCAGCUGACAGUACAAAUGAAAACGUGGCUUGUGCAGCUUUGCAGCUUCUCUCUUACGUCAUUCACUACUUCACAAAGAAUAAUUAUCAGCCAAAAUCAGUGCUGCAGAUACAGACACACUUGAUUAUAAAGACUUUAAAACGGGACAGUACUAGUGAGAGAGGGGCUUCCUUGCUGCAAUUGGUGUAUAUGGUGCUAAAUACGGGAGCAUCAUCACCAUUAGCUUUGGCGUAUAGUGUGGAGGAACAACCGACUGUGAACAUGCAGUGUAAUGCGUUAAGAGCUCUGAUGUUGAGGAUACAACUGAUGCUUUGUUGUAGGGAUUCCAAAAACCAAUCAACAGCUGGCUGGAAGACCCUAAGCUCUAUAUUCAAACAUGCUAUAGUCACAAAGAACGAUACAAAAUUGAUAGCCACACUAACAUCCCAACCUUGGACGCACACAUUGAUACAAUUUCAACUAACGCAAGACUUAACACCAGAAUUUUUAACGUUCACACAAAAUUGGCUGACUUUGCUAAAAAUAACGAUAAAAAAGUGCCAAGAGAUGAACAAAAUGCAGCUUUGUAAGCAAAGUCUGGUGAUCAAAACGAUGGUGUUGAUGAAGAAGAAUUUGGUCAUAGAGGGCGCUUUGAAAGAAAUGAGCGAAAAGGUCCUGGUGAUUGUCGAUGACAUUUUAGAAGACGCUAAAGUUAAGUAUUAACUAUUUGUUGAUU